GCCCUUGUGGGUCAUCAUUUUCAAAAAAAGGUGAAGUCAAAGACUCCAGGACGGCAGGAGUUCAAAAAGGUGUUCAAUCAUAGAAGCAGGUUUAGAAGCGUCAUUGGGCGAGUGUUCAGUGGAUAUGGCUUGCUCUUGUUCAAAGAGUGCCCGGCACCUCACCUUCGUACGGCGAAUGAUUUCAGUCCAAUCAAGGAAAUGCUCAUCCACGUCUAGUAUUAAUGAUGAGGAGGUGGCCAAAUUCUCCUCUCUGUCCUCGAAAUGGUGGGAUCCUCGUGGAGCAUUUGCACCUCUGCACAGUCUGAAUGCGCUGCGUGUGCCGUUGGUACAACGGGCGGCGAGGCACAUUGUUCAAACUCCUUCACAGCAGUCUUCGGCAGAGUCAACGGACAGCACAACUGCUCGACCGGCAGCCAGCCUUGAAGGGCUGAAGAUUUUAGAUAUAGGUUGUGGCGGAGGUCUGCUAAGUGAGCCAAUGGCCAGACUUGGAGCAUCUGUUCUGGGACUGGAUGCCUCGCAGCGUAGCAUUGACAUUGCUCGACACCAUGCGGCCAUGGAUUCGUCUUUUUCGGGAAGACUGCGGUACCAGUGCGGUGCUGCGGAGGACCUACCGGAGUCAUCGUCGUUUCACAUUGUCGUCGCGUCAGAAGUGAUUGAGCAUGUGUCAGACCAGCGGUCGUUUGUCAAUACCUGCUGUCGCCUUGUCCAGAAUGGUGGUGCCGUGGUCUUCACCACUCUGAACAAGACGUGUCUCUCGUAUGCGCUUGGCAUUGUUGCUGCCGAGUCACUCGGCUAUGCACCACCAGGAACACAUGAGUGGGAAAAGUUCAUAUCUCCGGACGACUUGAGCGUGCUUUUAAUGAACUGCAGAGAAUCUGGGUCUUUGAUGCGAGUGGAACUUUGCCAGGGUUUGACGUUCAGCCCUCUCACGCAGCGCUGGACACUAUCCGACUCUAUGCCAAUCAACUAUGCAUUGGUGGCCAGCAAGAGAACGUUAGAAGAACGGGACAAAGGAACAGCAGCCUCUUCUGACGAUAACCCCGAGAAAGCAGAGCAAGCCUCUACUUGACAGAGAGGUGUGCCGGUGCGGGCCAGCUCUUUCACUCGCCAACAUCCUUCACAUGAUGCGUAUGGUAUUAGCUGUAGAGUACCAACAUGUGCGUAUUUCGUGAACGCUUUUUUAAAAUAAUAACUCAUUGUCAUUUCAUCAUGACCUUCCAUCUUUACACUGCUACUGCUCAACAUUUCCCACGGAAACUGAACUGGGUUUGUGCACAUGUCAGUGAUUUUCACCCUUGACUUGAAGUUUAACUAAAAUCAUAUCAAGACUUCAA
Molecule: messenger RNA, 1334 nt
Organism: Sycon ciliatum
Lineage: Eukaryota; Metazoa; Porifera; Calcarea; Leucosolenida; Sycettidae
Product: ubiquinone biosynthesis O-methyltransferase-like
Exons: 5
Coding region: 125-1069 (314 amino acids)
Biological process (GO): ubiquinone biosynthetic process
Cellular component (GO): mitochondrion
Molecular function (GO): 2-methoxy-6-polyprenyl-1,4-benzoquinol methyltransferase activity
Source: RefSeq, a predicted model, not a curated record